CCCAUGACGUUGAAGCAGCUGCUGUUAGUUCACCAGAUAGUUACGAUAUUAAUAUAGAUGAAGAUCCAAAUAAAGCCCAUAAUGUUGAAGCAGCUGCUAAUAGUUCACCAGAUAAAACUAUGACAAACUAUAGAGACAUAAGUGUAAUAAAUGAUGAGGAAAA
Racocetra persica is the source of this 163-nucleotide messenger RNA. The record is from the annotation of a GenBank genome assembly. NCBI's taxonomy places the organism in Eukaryota, Fungi, Glomeromycota, Glomeromycetes, Diversisporales, Gigasporaceae.